Messenger RNA from Aureobasidium melanogenum CBS 110374, 1788 nucleotides. RefSeq lists its product as uncharacterized. Lineage: Eukaryota; Fungi; Ascomycota; Dothideomycetes; Dothideales; Saccotheciaceae. The transcript has 2 exons. The record is from RefSeq and is a predicted model, not a curated record. Bases 1 to 1788 code for a protein of 595 amino acids.
AUGUCCGACGCUCUCUGUGGGCCCUCGAAUGCUGUUCAGAACCUGGCCAAGCACUCGUCGGUUGACCGCACUCUGCAGCAAGACCGCCUGGUCUCACGACAAUCGCCCUCUCAAGGGUUUCGCUCGUAUGAUCCAAAUGUCGCAUCACUAGAUCCAGAAUUCGAAGCCUUCCAAAAUGCUCAAGGCCCUAGCCUUGCAGGUCCUUCAUGGGCUGCUUCUUCGCUGAACAACCUUCACGCACGACCGCCACCUUUUCAGUCAGUUUCUCCUGCUCCGUCGGCGUCCUGGACUCAGGAUUUCAACCGCUUGUCUAUCUCGUCUCCGCAACAACCGCAAUUCCAACCAGCCCCUCAAGCCUGGCACAAUCACUUUGCCCAAAAUGCACAACAGUCUGCUGCUCUGCACGCUCCUUCUUCUCAGAUACAACCACCGUCUGCCCGCUUCCAACCUUCGCUCGCUUUCAAUCACAUGUACUCCGCUCCGCAAUACGCCUCUCAACCUCAGUCCUUCCAGCAACAGCAACAACAACACCUACCUCAAGACCACUUUGACGAAGCUGCUUUCGAAGCUGCUUUUGAUGCCGCUUUGCAGGAUGCUGCCAUAGAACAGGACUCUUCCAUGCACGAACAUGAACAACUUGACUCCUUCGACUUCGACUCGUUCCUCCCAGACAUAUACCCGCACCUCCCCCUAUUUCGUCUCGCGCUAGCCGAUGCUUUGGUCACGAAUACGGACGAGUCCCUCCAUCGAGCUGCCAAGGUCGUCAGCCUCCUCAUCCACCACCCUCAGAUUAUGAAUCCUGUCGAUGCUAUGCUCUUUCGACCCUUGUUAUCUGCCUUGAACGAUCCUAAACGCACCUUGUUUUCUGAAAGAUAUGGCUAUGAGCCUGCUUUGAACGAAAUGUUAGAUGGUCUUGCUCAACAGACUGAAAACAGCCAGGUCAACAUAGAUGCUUCGACUGAGCAACUGCUUGCCUCGUACGCGGAUUUGCUUUGGCAAAGGAAUGAGUCGAACCACUUGCAGCCUACAAAAGUUCCGCGUUCUGCUGAUAAUGCUUACUGGCUCGAACACUUUUUCCGUGAGGAGGAUCCUAACUCUGCUCUGAACGUCACACAACACUCUGCAAGACUUUUGACAGAAAGUUUUGAUCGCCAAGUCAUAUCGAAUCCCAACUCCCAGGCUUUGAGCCGAGUACUGGAUAUGGAGUAUGAGGUUUACUCUAAGCGACCGGCCCUUUCAGCUUUCUCCGCGCAGCAACCCACGUCUGCUCAGGAGCGGGAGGCCACAUUAUUCAACAUGAUGGAACACAUUCUAACUACUCCAGAGGUUGUUGAAGCUCUGGACGCGACGGCUCCACAAACAUUCGAGGAUUAUCAACAUCAAUUACGUGUGUUGGAGCAGCGGUCUCGAGUGGGUCAUGUCGUUCCACAAGUGGCAAGCGCAACAGAGCAAGAGCACGCUGGAGAUUCUGCCAUGCAAACUUCGAGGGAGCUCAAUGCGACAGAAGACCUACUUGAAUCCGUAUUUGAGGCCGGACUGUCAGAAGACAUGUUGAACGAACAAGCAGAGCGGCAGCGUCAAGAACAGAGAGAGUUGGAUCGGCAGAAUGAUGACGAGUUGGCACAGACCGCAGCCAAUCUACUCGAGCGUGUUUCUGAUAACCAGACCUCAAAGUUCAAGAACAGUGCCUUCCUUGGGCUCAUGAGGCAGCUUGCAGAUCGUGAAAUCAGAGUCGAAGGAGACAAAAUGGUCCCUGUGAGUAUAGCUAAGCUGCAACAAGUCAAUUAA